Messenger RNA from Exophiala mesophila, 1167 nucleotides. RefSeq lists its product as uncharacterized. NCBI's taxonomy places the organism in Eukaryota, Fungi, Ascomycota, Eurotiomycetes, Chaetothyriales, Herpotrichiellaceae. The transcript has 2 exons. The record is from RefSeq and is a predicted model, not a curated record. The coding region runs from base 126 to 1004 and encodes 292 amino acids. Gene Ontology annotation, molecular function: protein-containing complex binding. Gene Ontology annotation, cellular component: mitochondrion.
GUCAAUCAUUCCACCAGCUGCCCACCACCGACCAGAGUUUGACUUGAGAGCUACAAUGCAUGGUCUGGCAUUACUAGCAUUGGACUAGCCCCCUUACCUCCUCUCCUCUUCUCUCACACCCAACUAUGGCGCAAGCAGUAAAGAAGAAGCUUGUGGUUGCCGGUGGAAAUGGCUUCUUGGGUUCUCGCAUUUGCAAAUCCGCCGUUGCUCGGGGAUGGGAUGUGACUUCGAUCAGCCGAUCCGGAGAACCCACUUGGUCCUCUGUGACAUCUGAGUCCUCACCUCCCUCAUGGGCCUCUUCUGUCAAUUGGGCCAAAGGCGACAUCCUUAAGCCUGCAACAUACACCCCAUACCUCAAGGACUCCGAUGCAGUGGUACAUACCAUGGGAAUCCUACUUGAAGCAGAUUACAAAGGCGUCGUGUCUGGCAAAGAGUCUAUCGUGUCGGGGCUCUCGCGAGCAUUCAGUUCUGCAAAAGCCGGAAGUGUGGCGGAUCCUUUGAAACGGACACCCGGAUCAGAACUUGGGAAGGGAGAAAAAGAUGGUCAGAUUACUUAUGAAUUGAUGAAUCGCGAUAGUGCCAUUGCACUGGCACAAGAGAGUGAAAGAGAGGGGGUGAAGACGUUUGUCUAUAUCUCCGCCGCAGCUGGCGCACCAAUGCUGCCCUCGAGAUAUAUCUCCACCAAAAGAGAGGCUGAGAGUACCAUUGCCAGUCAACUGGUCAAGUUGAGGAGCAUAUUCAUCCGCCCUGGUUUCCUCUACGACAGCAGUCGGAAAUUCACACUGCCCAUUGCGGCCUCGGGUAUGGUAGGCAGUACCGUCAACAGCUUGGUCGGUGGCAGCUUGACAAGUUUGUUUGGUGCCGCUGUGGAGAAACCAUUGAAGGUCGAUCUCGUCGCUGAUGCUGUUGUCGAAGCUAUUGCCGACGAUGGAACCAAAGGCGUGAUUGACACAAAACUGAUAGAAGCAUUGGCUGCAAAGGCAUGGAGAAGAACCAUGCUUUAAUCAUGGGUCUAUGUGACACAGUGUACAGUAUUCAUAUUGGGCGUUUUCACUGGCUAAAAGGAACGGACCGGUCAAACUCUGCUUCCUCGUAUAUACUGAUAAUCUGUGGCAGACGUAACAGCGAAAGCCAAAAAUAUAACGCUUGCCGUCCAAAUGAGGAGAG